Messenger RNA from Cylicostephanus goldi, 504 nucleotides. NCBI's taxonomy places the organism in Eukaryota, Metazoa, Nematoda, Chromadorea, Rhabditida, Strongylidae. The record is from the annotation of a GenBank genome assembly.
CUGACCUUUGAAAAGCCUGCGUUUCAUCCGACAAUUUCACUCGAAGAAAAGAAAUAUAUUGAAGAAGCCAUAGGAAAUGUGUCUAGUAGUCAUCCUACUUUCCGCACGGUCCCGUGGAAAGCAAUCAUAACGUCAAAACCUGUGUGGGCCAUCAUAGUAGCGAAUUUUGCCCGAAGUUGGACGUUUUAUCUACUUUUACAAAAUCAGCUCACGUAUAUGAAGGAGAAGCUCGACAUGAACAUUAACAAUGCUCCUUUGCAGUCCGGAAUGCUCGCAGCUCUCCCACAUGCUGUCAUGGGUGUGGUUGUGUUACUAGGAGGACAAUUAGCAGAUUACUUAAGGUCUCAUAAGAUCUUGUCGACUACAGCUGUGAGAAAACUCUUUAACUGCGGAGGUUUUGGAGGUGAAGCACUCUUUAUGCUGGUUGUUGCUUACACUAACAAAGAGUCCACAGCUGUAUUGGCUCUUGUGCUGGCUGUCGGAUCCUCUGGUUUCGCCAUUUCU